Messenger RNA from Oryza sativa Japonica Group (Japanese rice), 2599 nucleotides. Its product is annotated as squamosa promoter-binding-like protein 3. Gene Ontology annotation, cellular component: nucleus. Gene Ontology annotation, molecular function: DNA binding. The record is from RefSeq and is a predicted model, not a curated record. Lineage: Eukaryota; Viridiplantae; Streptophyta; Magnoliopsida; Poales; Poaceae.
UAGUUGCUGUGUGUGUGACAGUGCAAGGAGGCAGGCCACCCACUUGGCAUCCCUCUUUGAUUCCUCCUGUUCAUUUGAGGCUCAGGUGGGGCACAGUGAGAAAGAGAGAGAGAGAGAGAGAGAGAGAGAGAGAGGCCAUCUUGUGUGUGUUGGAUUAUUGGAAAGUAAUUCUGGAGGAAGACACAGAUUCUUGAGGGAAAAGAGGUGCCCCACAGAAAAGAAAGAAAGAAGCUACUUGACUUGACUUGGUAUAGGUUCUUUUCCUGCCCCUCUGAUUUGAUUUGCAUAUGCUGCUGCCACCAUUGCAGUGCUGCUAACAUGGAAGAAAUAAUGCAGCAGCCUUGAGGUCAGGUAGUAGUAGUUCUUGGUGGUGUGGAACUGUGAAAGAUCUGAGCUUGUAAAAUCUUUCAUGGUGGUGAGAAGUGAAAGUGUGAAACUGUGAUAAGAUUUGAGAUUGUGAAAUUUUGGGGGUGGUUCUCUUGUCAUGAUGUAUAGUAGGGUCCAGCACUGGACUGGUUGAUGUUGUUGGCUUCAAAGGUUAGGGAUAGAGAAAGCCUGAAGAGGAGAGGUGUAGUAGGAUAUAAGAUCUGAGAAAGCCAGAGAUGAGAGUGAGGAGAAGGCAGUGGUGUGGCCAAGCUUGAAUGCUCCAGUGAGGCUGCUUCUCUGGCUGCCAAGCUGAUGGACGCGCCGCCAUCGCCAGAUCGGCUCGCCGGAUCAGUGGAGCUCCAUGCUUCUCCAGGCUGCUGCUGAUUGAGAGAGAGAGAGAGAGAGAGAGAGAGAGAGAGAGAGAAACAGUUUUUUUUUUUCAGGAGGAAUUCAUCAGGAAUCUGCUGUGCUCCUUUUCUCUGGGAGAGAAGCAAAGAGCAGGUUGGAGCAGCAGCAGCUGGGAUCUGUAACUGGCAUGGGUUCUUUUGGGAUGGACUGGAAUCAGAAGAGCUCGGUGUUGUGGGAUUGGGAGAAUAUGCCGCCGAUAGGAAAUAGCGCGAACGAGAAUCCCAAGAAUGUGAUGCUGGCUGAAUCAAAACUUGCAGGUGUUGGGGUUGACAUAGGCCAUGAAUCAGGCCAUUCUUCUGGUGGUACUUUCUCUUCUAGCUCAGAGAUUGGGUAUGGUUCAUCCAAGAGUUCCAUAUCCGCGUCGAUCGAUUCUCCGUCCAAAGUGGGGAACACCAUAGAGCUCAAUUUUGCAUCUGCGGAAGAGCAUGAUAAGAACAUGGACAAGGGUAAGAGUAAAGUUGAUGACACCGGAACUUCUCGAUCACCGGUGGUAGCAGCCAAUCGUGUAGAGCCCUUGAUUGGCCUGAAGCUUGGCAAGAGAACCUAUUUUGAAGAUGUCUGUGGAGGGCAGAAUGUCAAGAGUUCUCCAUCUGGUGUGAGUGUGGCUACCCCAUCUCCUGGUCUGGCCAAGAAGGUGAAGGUGGCUCAGCAGAACACUCAGAACCCACACUGUCAAGUUGAAGGCUGCAAUGUUGAUCUCUCUUCUGCUAAACCUUACCAUCGAAAGCACCGAGUCUGUGAACCUCACAGCAAGACUCUUAAAGUCAUCGUUGCGGGUCUUGAGCGACGCUUUUGCCAACAGUGUAGUCGGUUUCACGGUUUAGCUGAGUUCGACCAGAAAAAACGAAGCUGUCGCAGGCGCCUCCAUGAUCACAAUGCCCGCAGACGGAAGCCACAACCAGAAGCAAUUUCCUUAAGUUCGUCGAGGCUCUCUACAUUACUCUAUGGUGCAGAUGCAAGGCAACAGGCAAGUUUUCUAUUUGGUCAAGCUCCUUAUGGUCAGAUGGGAAGCUGUGCAAGUUCUUGGGAUAACCCAGUACCAGGAGGCUUCAAAUUUACAGCAACAAAAGCUCCUUGGUCAAGGCCAACAAUAGCUGCCGGUGUUGAUGGGACGCAUGUAUCUAAUCAGCAGGCAUCGGGCAAUGUACUGCCACAUGGAGCACAUCAUAGUUUUGAUGGUCUCAUGGCGUUCAAAGAAACCAACGCGAAGGUCCUUAACCAAGGCAUGGAAGCUUCUGCUGUCGCUUCCGGCUCCGCUAGAGGCCCAGACUUUGAGCAUGCUCUCUCUCUUCUGUCAAUCGAUUCAGUGGGUGCUGCAAACCUUCAGCCAGGUUCUCAGAUUCACCCUGGUGUCACCGCCAUUGCCGGCACCUCCAACCCUGUCAUGAUGCCAUCUCCAGCAAUCUGGCAAGGAGGCUUGUCCCUUGAUCAGCAGGCGCAGUUUCAGGCUUUCGACCGCCUUGGCAACGACGACGACGAAGAUCAUCUCCAGCUCCCAAAGCCUUCCUAUGACAACUCCCACUAUGAUCAGAUGAACUGACGAUGUUUCAGAUGUCGCGCAAUCGACAUGGCUUCUGCUCUUAUCUGAAAUUUCUGAAAUCUGGAACUGCAUUCUUGGUGUUCUGAAGAAUAAAGGUGUGCGAGAAACUUGAACUUGAAUUGAUCUGGUUGUGUUGUACUCUGGUUGUAGCGCUGCCAUGAAACAUAAACUUAACUUUUGCUUUCCUUUAGUCGCUGUCACUAAUCGUGUGCUUGAAUAAUUUCAUUCUGGUGAUACUUUGUAUCAGAAUUGCUUCAGCAAGUGAUCAUGGUUUCAGAUUCUUGA